Drosophila busckii is the source of this 2107-nucleotide messenger RNA. RefSeq names its product cartilage oligomeric matrix protein-like. Gene Ontology annotation, molecular function: calcium ion binding. NCBI's taxonomy places the organism in Eukaryota, Metazoa, Arthropoda, Insecta, Diptera, Drosophilidae. The record is from RefSeq and is a predicted model, not a curated record. Bases 15 to 2009 code for a protein of 664 amino acids. The transcript has 5 exons. Gene Ontology annotation, cellular component: extracellular region. Gene Ontology annotation, biological process: cell adhesion.
UCGAAUGCAUACAAAUGGGCUUUGCGCCUUACUUUCAAUGCAUCUCUUGUCCACGUGGCCUGCAAAUGAACGGCUCCAGUUGCCAUGAUGUGGAUGAGUGUGCCAUCUAUCAGCCCUGUGAUGAUGUCACUUUCUGCACUAAUCUCAAUCCAGGAUUUCGCUGUGCGCCCUGCCCACCUGGUUUUGAUGGCAUUCAUGCACAUGGUUACUCCGCUGACUAUUUGGGCGUGGGCUUUCAAAAGCAAACUUGUGUGGACAUAGACGAGUGCAAGAUGGGCUUCUUUAGAUGUCCAGAGCAUGCCAGCUGUCAUAAUAGCAUAGGUUCGUACCGCUGCCAAUGCCAUGAGGGCUUUGUAGCCAAUGGCACCUUUAGCUGCUUGUCGGCGGCAGAUCUUUGUCCCGAUGGCAGCAUGUGCGCGCGCAAUGCCGAGUGUGUGCCGCUGGAUCAGUAUAGCUAUCAGUGCCGCUGCAGCGUGGGCUGGGCGGGCAAUGGCAAGAUCUGUGGACGUGAUCGCGAUUUGGAUGGCUGGCCAGAUGAGUCGCUCAACUGCGCGGAGUCGCAUUGCCGGCGCGACAAUUGUCCGGAUUUGCCAAACUCGGGCCAGGAGGAUGCGGAUCUGGAUGGCAUUGGCGAUGGCUGCGAUGAGGAUGCGGACAGCGAUCAGGUGCUGAACAGCAAGGACAAUUGCGCGUUUGUCUACAACAGCGAUCAGCUGGACUCGGAUCACGAUGGCAUAGGCGAUGCCUGCGACAAUUGUCCCUUUGUCGCCAAUCGGCGUCAGCUAGAUGCCGAUGGCGAUGGGCUGGGCAACGAGUGCGAUGAUGAUAUAGACAAUGAUUCGGUAGCAAAUCUGCAGGAUAACUGCCCACUGUUGCGCAAUCCCAAUCAGUCGGAUGUGGAUAACGAUGGCGUGGGCGAUAUAUGCGAUAAUUGCCCCACUAUACCCAAUCCGGCGCAGGAGGAUCGUGACAUGGACUUGGUGGGCGAUGCCUGCGACAGCGACAUUGAUGGCGAUGAUGAUGGCAUACAGGACUCGGAGGAUAACUGUCCCAUGGUGAGCAACUCAGAUCAGCUGGACACAGACGAUGAUGGCAAGGGCGAUGCCUGCGAUGACGACAUGGACGGCGACGGCGUGCCCAACUACAGAGACAACUGCCCGUUGGCUCGCAAUGCAAAUCAGCUGGAUGCCAAUCGCAAUGGCAAGGGCGAUGUCUGUGAGCUGGAUGAGGAUGACGAUGGCACGCCCAACAUUAUUGACAACUGUCCAAACAAUUCGAUGAUACAUCGCACAGACUUUCGUACUAUACGCUCGGUUAUGCUCGAUCCGGAGGGCGAUGCGCAGCUGGAUCCCAACUGGGAGGUGCAUGCCAAUGGCUCGGAGAUUAUACAAACACUCAACUCCGAUCCGGGUUUGGUGGUGGGCAGCGACUCCUUUGGCGGCGUCGAUUUCGAGGGCACGUUCUACGUCAACGAUGAUACGGACGAUGACUAUGUGGGCUUUAUUUUCAGCUACCAAAGCAAUCGCAAGUUCUAUGUGGUGCAGUGGAAGAAGGGCACGCAAACUUAUUGGCACUCGUCGCCCUUCCGCGCCUCCGCCGAACCAGGCGUGCAGAUUAAACUCAUCGAUAGCAACACCGGACCGGGCUCCAUGUUGCGCAACAGUCUGUGGCAUGCGGGCGAUACGCCUGGCCAGGCUAGACUGCUCUGGAAGGAUCCGCUCAAUGCUGGCUGGAAGGAGAGAACUUCCUAUCGCUGGUCCCUGGUGCAUCGACCAGCCAUUGGACUCAUUCGGCUGCGCAUUUUUGAGGGCGAGCGUCUAAUCUUGGACUCCCAUAACGUCUACGAUGCAACGCUGACUCUUAAGGGCGGACGCCUGGGCGUUUUUUGUUUCUCACAGGAGAUGAUUAUAUGGUCGGAUCUGGUUUACAAAUGCAAUACUCGUGUGCCAGCGCUCAUCUACAAUGAACUGCCCAUACAUCUCAAAAUGAAAAUGGAGCUGGAGAAUUAGUGGGGCAACUUUAAACUUUAAAGCCCGCCAGUGUUGUAUCUGCCAUAAAUUUUUAACCAAAUUAACUAAGUAAUUAUUUAUUUGUGCAAGUUUUCUUA